Messenger RNA from Cololabis saira (Pacific saury), 4080 nucleotides. RefSeq names its product COPI coat complex subunit alpha (gene copa). Gene Ontology annotation, biological process: intracellular protein transport; retrograde vesicle-mediated transport, Golgi to endoplasmic reticulum; intra-Golgi vesicle-mediated transport. Gene Ontology annotation, cellular component: COPI vesicle coat. The transcript is spliced from 30 exons. Lineage: Eukaryota; Metazoa; Chordata; Actinopteri; Beloniformes; Belonidae. The record is from RefSeq and is a predicted model, not a curated record. Bases 138 to 3797 code for a protein of 1219 amino acids. Gene Ontology annotation, molecular function: structural molecule activity; protein binding.
CGUCUACGUGUCAGGAAAAAGGAGACCUGGGUGAAGGUGCGACUACAGUCGGACAGCUAGAGAAGCUUUCUGCUACAUUUGGAUGAUUUUCUUAACCGCAGACUUCAAAUUAAGUCCUGCACGGUAUUUCAGUGACGAUGUUAACGAAAUUUGAAACGAAGUCGGCCCGUGUUAAAGGGCUGAGCUUCCAUCCCAAGAGGCCGUGGGUUCUGGCCAGCCUGCACAACGGGGUGAUCCAGCUGUGGGACUACCGGAUGUGCACGCUGAUCGACAAGUUUGAUGAGCAUGAUGGUCCCGUCAGAGGCAUCGACUUCCACAAACAGCAGCCGCUUUUUGUGUCUGGAGGAGAUGAUUACAAAAUAAAGGUGUGGAACUACAAACUGAGGCGCUGCCUCUUCACCCUCUUGGGACACCUGGACUAUAUCAGAACCACCUUCUUUCAUCAUGAGUAUCCCUGGAUUUUGAGUGCUUCAGAUGAUCAGACCAUCCGUAUCUGGAACUGGCAGUCCAGGACCUGUGUAUGCGUGCUGACCGGCCAUAAUCACUACGUGAUGUGUGCCCAGUUCCACCCAUCUGAAGACCUGGUGGUGUCAGCCAGUCUGGACCAGACCGUGCGAGUGUGGGAUAUCUCUGGUCUGAGGAAGAAGAACCUGUCUCCAGGCGCUGUGGAGACGGAGGUGCGCGGCAUCUCUGGGGUUGAUCUGUUUGGUGCCUCAGAUGCCGUGGUGAAGCAUGUCCUUGAGGGUCAUGAUCGUGGGGUCAACUGGGCAGCCUUCCACCCCACCAUGCCACUCAUUGUGUCUGGAGCUGACGACAGACAGGUGAAGAUCUGGAGGAUGAACGAGUCCAAGGCUUGGGAGCUCGAUACCUGCCGCGGGCACUACAACAACGUGUCCUGUGCCGUCUUUCACCCACGGCAAGAGCUAAUCCUUUCCAACUCUGAAGACAAGAGCAUCCGGGUUUGGGACAUGUCCAAGAGGACUGGAGUGCAAACCUUCCGACGUGAUCAUGACCGCUUCUGGGUACUAGGUGCCCACCCAAACCUCAAUCUGUUUGCAGCUGGUCAUGACAGCGGUAUGAUCGUAUUCAAGCUGGAGCGCGAGCGUCCUGCGUAUGCUGUCCAUGGCAACAUGCUGUACUACGUAAAGGAUCGCUUCCUCCGUCAGCUGGACUUCAACAGUAGCAAGGACACCGCUGUCAUGCAGCUCCGCAGUGGUUCCAAGUUCCCGGUGUUCAGUAUGUCUUAUAACCCUGCAGAGAACGCCGUCCUGCUCUGCACUAGAGCAACCAACUUGGAGAACAGCACUUACGACCUGUACUCGAUCCCAAAAGAAAGCGACUCUCAGAACCCAGAUGCACCAGAAGGGAAAAGAUCUUCUGGUCUGACAGCAGUUUGGGUGGCAAGGAACAGAUUUGCUGUCUUGGACCGCAUGCACUCUCUUCUGAUUAAAAACCUGAAGAAUGAAAUUGUGAAGAAGGUCCAGGUGCCGAGCUGCGAGGAGAUAUUCUACGCAGGCACAGGCUCCUUGCUGCUGCGCGAUGCAGAUGGCGUCACCCUGUUUGACGUGCAGCAGAAACGCUCUCUGGCUACGGUCAAAAUCGCCAAGGUGAAGUACGUGGUGUGGAGCGCUGACACCAGCCACGUGGCUCUGCUGGCCAAACACGCUAUUAUGAUCUGCAACCGCAAACUGGAAAGUCUUUGCAACAUUCACGAGAACAUCAGAGUAAAGAGCGGAGCUUGGGAUGAGAGCGGGGUCUUCAUCUACACCACCUCCAACCACAUCAAAUAUGCCCUUACCUCUGGUGAUCAUGGAAUCAUUAGGACCUUGGACUUGCCCAUCUAUGUGACCCGUGUGAGAGGCAACAGUGUUUACUGCCUGGACAGAGAGUGCAGGCCUCGUGUCCUCACCAUCGACCCUACUGAGUACCGCUUCAAGCUGGCUCUGGUCAACCGUAAAUAUGAUGAGGUGCUCUACAUGGUUCGUAAUGCCAAGUUGGUGGGCCAGUCAAUCAUUGCCUACCUGCAGAAGAAGGGCUACCCAGAAGUAGCGCUGCACUUUGUCAAAGAUGAGAAGACUCGCUUUAGCCUGGCUCUGGAGUGCGGCAAUAUUGAGGUGGCGCUAGAGGCAGCCAAAGCCCUGGAUGAGCGCAGCUGCUGGGAGCGUUUGGGUGAGGCAGCACUGCUACAAGGUCACCACCAGGUUGUGGAAAUGUGUUACCAGAGAACCAAGAACUUCGACAAGCUCACCUUCCUUUACCUUAUCACUGGUAACUUGGCAAAGUUACGCAAGAUGAUGAAGAUUGCUGAGAUCAGAAAGGACAUGAGUGGCCACUACCAGGCAGCGCUCUACCUGGGAGACGUCAGUGAGAGGGUCCGCAUCUUGAAGAACUGCGGACAGAAGUCCCUGGCUUAUCUGACGGCAGCCACACAUGGGCUGGAUGAAGAGGCUGAGGCGCUAAAGGAGACUUUUGACCCAGAAAAGGAGACGGUGCCAGAGGUCGAUCCCAAUGCCCAGCUGCUGCAGCCUCCUCCACCCAUCAACCCUCUGGACACCAACUGGCCUCUGCUCACUGUACCAAAGGGAUUCUUUGAUGGACCGAUUCCAGCCAAGGGGAAAGCAGGUCAGAUGGCUGCAGAAAUGGAUAUGGAUGCUCCUGGAGGCGAGGGCUGGGGAGAUGAUGCUGAGCUCAAUAUGGAUGAAGAUGGUUUUAUGGACGCCCAGGAUGGUUUAGGCGAAGAGGGUAUGGCGAAGGAGGAAGGAGGAGGCUGGGAUAUUGAUGAAGAGGUGGAACUUCCUCCAGAGCUGGAUGUGCCAGCUGGAGGAACAGAAGAUGGCUUCUUUGUCCCACCCACUAAGGGCAUGAGUCCAACUCAGUUGUGGUGUAACAACUCCCAGCUUCCAGUGGACCACAUCCUGGCUGGAUCCUUUGAAACUGCUAUGAGACUGCUCCAUGACCAGGUUGGAGUUGUGAACUUUGGUCCCUACAAGUCGCUGUUUGUGCAGACCUUGUCCAGAGGCCGCACCUGCUACCUGGGCCUGCCUUCCCUGCCCUGCCUGCGUGGUCAUCCGCAAAGAAACUGGAAGGAUUGUGGAGCAAAGCAGGGGCUGCCGGCUGUGGGGCUGCGUCUCUCUGAUCUCAUCGCCCGCCUUCAGCAGUGCUACCAGAUGACCACAUCCGGGCGCUUUGAGGAGGCUGUCGAGCGCUUCAGAACCAUCUUGCUGUCUGUACCGCUGCUGGUGGUUGAUAACAAGCAGGAGAUUGCAGAGGCUCAGCAGCUGAUAACAAUUUGCAGAGAGUACAUUGUGGGUCUGACCAUGGAAGUUGAGAGGAAGAAGUUGCCUAAAGAAACUUUAGAUCAGCAGAAGAGACUCUGUGAGAUGGCUGCUUAUUUCACCCACUGCAACCUCCAGCCAGUCCACAUGGUACUGGUGCUGCGCACAGCGCUGAACCUCUUCUUCAAACUUCGGAACUUCAAGACAGCCGCAGGCUUUGCACGUCGCCUUCUUGAGCUCGGGCCAAAGCCAGAUGUUGCACAGCAGACCCGCAAGAUUUUGGCCGCCUGUGAGAAGACCCUGACUGAUGCCCACCAGCUGAACUACGAUCCUCACAAUCCAUUUGACCUGUGCGCUGCCUCUUUUGUUCCCCUCUACCGUGGACGUCCUGUUGAGAAGUGCCCACUGUCUGGAGCUUGCUACUGUCCCCCUUACAAAGGCCAGAUCUGCAGAGUCACCCAGGUGACUGAGAUCGGCAAGGAUGUGAUUGGUCUGCGAGUGAGCCUGCUCCAGUUCCGUUAAGGAGAAGAUGUUCAAAUAUAUGAUGAUUGGAAGCAGAAAUGUUUGCUCACAAUGAUGUUAACCUCUGUAGCUGUCUUGUCUAUCGUAGCCCAUAAAUCUCUCCUAUCCUACCAAAAGCUUUUUUCUUGUGCAAGAUGUAGUGCAUGAAGACUGUAUACUGUGUGCAUUAUUAAGGGUUUAAAAACCUAAAUGUUAUCUUUUCCUGACAUAAAUAAGUCAAAAUAACACAUCAAUUCUCUCUGUAUCUGCAAGAACUACAAUAAAAUUAAGUUUCUGAAUCAGA